This is a messenger RNA of Dipodomys spectabilis (banner-tailed kangaroo rat), 939 nucleotides long. Its product is annotated as olfactory receptor 4P4-like. Gene Ontology annotation, molecular function: G protein-coupled receptor activity; olfactory receptor activity. Bases 1 to 939 code for a protein of 312 amino acids. Gene Ontology annotation, biological process: G protein-coupled receptor signaling pathway. Gene Ontology annotation, cellular component: membrane. Lineage: Eukaryota; Metazoa; Chordata; Mammalia; Rodentia; Heteromyidae. The record is from RefSeq and is a predicted model, not a curated record. The transcript has 2 exons.
AUGGAAAACCAGAGAAACAUUUCAGGAUUCAUCCUUCUGGGACUUUCUGAUAACAAGAACACACAAAUGUUUUGCUUUGGGCUCUUCUUAUUUUGUUUUGUUGCUCUGCUGGUUGGAAACAUCCUGAUACUUAUUUCAAUUUUCUGCAGUCCUCUUUCACAACAGCCAAUGUACUAUUUCCUCUGCCAUCUGUCCUUCAUGGAUAUCUGCUACACGUCUAGUGUUACACCCAGAUUGAUCGAUGGCCUCCUCGAGGGAACCAAAACCAUUUCCUAUGGUUAUUGCAUGCUACAGGUCUUCACCAUGCAUUUCUUUGGAUGUAUUGAGGUCUUUAUAAUUACAGCCAUGGCCUUUGAUCGUUAUGUGGCCAUCUGUAAACCCCUCCAUUACCUGCUCAUCAUGAACAGGACCAAAUGCCAUCUGCUGGUCUUUGCUGCCUGGGUUGGUGGGGCUGCCCAUUCCUUCCCACAGUUUUGUAUGACCAUCCGGUUGCCUUUUUGUGACUCCGUUGAAAUCGAUCAUUACUUUUGUGACAUUUUUCCUUUGCUCAAAAUUGCCUGUACUGAUACAUACAUUACUGGGAUCCUUGUGGUUGCCAAUUCAGGAAUUAUUGCGUUGGUUACUUUCAUUGUUUUAUUUAUAUCUUAUGCUAUUAUUCUAUUCCAUUUAAGAAAUCACUCAGUGGAAGGAAGACGCAAAGCUCUUUCUACCUGUGGCUCUCAUAUAACUGUGGUGAUCUUAUUUUUUGGUCCUGCAAUCUCUUCCUACCUUAGACCUCCUGUCACUUUCCCUGAGGAUAAAGUGAUGGCGCUAUUUUACACAAUUAUCGCUCCUAUGUUCAAUCCUUUAAUCUACACCCUGAGAAAUGCGGAGAUGAAAAAUGCCAUGCGAAAAGUUUGGUUACAACGAGUUUAUGUCAGUAAGAAUCAUAAUAUAUGA